This is a messenger RNA of Rhipicephalus sanguineus (brown dog tick), 2954 nucleotides long. Its product is annotated as periodic tryptophan protein 2 homolog. Gene Ontology annotation, molecular function: protein binding. The coding region runs from base 139 to 2892 and encodes 917 amino acids. Lineage: Eukaryota; Metazoa; Arthropoda; Arachnida; Ixodida; Ixodidae. Gene Ontology annotation, cellular component: Pwp2p-containing subcomplex of 90S preribosome; small-subunit processome. The record is from RefSeq and is a predicted model, not a curated record. Gene Ontology annotation, biological process: maturation of SSU-rRNA from tricistronic rRNA transcript (SSU-rRNA, 5.8S rRNA, LSU-rRNA); ribosomal small subunit assembly. The transcript is spliced from 4 exons.
UCAACAUGGCGGCGCCCACAGUUCAAAGCACGUUGCGUCAGUAGACAUCCGUAGAGUACGAUGAAACUCGUGCGCGUUUGUCGGGUGCCUGUGUCUAGCACUUACUUAUUGUAGUUAGAAGGAAUCUCGCUUUCCACGAUGAAGUUCGCCUUCAAGUUUUCCAACCUGAUCGGCACAGUGUACCGCAAAGGAAACCUGCUGUUCACUCCGGACGGCAACACCGUCGUAGCGCCGGUGGGCAACCGACUCUCUCUCUUCGAUCUGCGCAACAACAAAUCGGAAACGCUGCCGAUCGAGAGCCGCUACAACUUCACCGCCGUCGACAUCGCCCCGUCCGGCUUCCUCUUCAUCGCCAUCAACGAAACCGGCGAAGCUCUACUCUGCAGCCUCGUGUCACGAACUGUCAUCCACAGGCACCACUUUCGCAAGCCCAUCUCGACGGUCAAGUUUAGUCCUAACGGCAAGUACUUCGCCGUCGCCAAGGACAACUCCGUCUUCGUCUACCGCACGCCGGGCCACGCCAGACGCGACUUCGCGCCCUUCGCGCUCGAGCGAGUCCUAAACACGGCCUACGAUGCGGUCACUUGCAUCCAGUGGUCCUCCGAUUCGCGCCUCAUCGCCAUCGGCAGCAACGACAUGUCCGUUAGGGUUACGGCGCUGCACAGGAUGAAGAACUUCGGCAUCAACACGCUCUCCAGCCACAGCGACGCCAUCGUAAACUGUUUCUUCGAAAAGGACUCCGCGGACGUGUUCACUCUGAGCCGGAAUGGACAACUGUGCGUAUGGGAGGCGUCCUGUGACUUGUCCGGUUUCUUAAUGGCGGAUGACGCGACAAGCAGACGAUGCCGCGCCGUGACGUCAGAGGAGGGGGGAGAUGACGUCAAAGACAAGGCUAAUGACGUCAUACCCGACGAUGACGUCGUCGAAGGUGACGCGGAGGUGGAGAGGGUUCGGUAUCGCCGCACGGGAAAACACUUCCUGAAGGACGCACUUAAAGUCGAAGGAGGCCAGCACGUAAACCUGCUGGCAGCGUGCUAUCAUGGCGGAAACCACAUGCUGGUCACCGCCUUUUCCAACGGGUCGUUCCUUUUGCAUGAAAUGCCGGACUACAACCUAAUCCAGUCGCUGAACGUUUCAGAGCACGAAGUCACGGCGGCGUGCUUCAAUCCUACAGGCGACUGGAUUGCUCUGGGAAGUGGGCGACGUGGCCAGUUGAUUGUUUGGGAGUGGCAGUCCGAGUCGUUCGUUCUCAAACAGCAGGGGCAUGCCAACAACAUGGCUUGCCUCGCAUACUCUCCGGACGGUGCCAAUCUUGUGACUGGAGGUGACGAUGGCAAGGUGAAGCUGUGGAACACGGGCAACGGUUUCUGUUUUGUCACUUUCACGGAACACGCGGCCGGAGUUGCCGCGGUGACCUUCACGCAGAAUGGCAAGGCCGUCCUUUCGGCAUCUCUCGACGGUACCGUUCGUGCCUAUGACCUGAAGCGGUACCGCAACUUCAAGACGCUGACAGCGCCGAGGGCCGUCCAGUUUGCAUCUCUGGCUGUUGACACAAGCGGCGAGGUUGUCUGUGCUGGCUCGCAGGACACCUUCGAGGUGUUUGUGUGGUCGCUGCAGACGGGUCGACUGCUCGACGUCUUAGCGGGACAUGAGAGCUGCGUUUCCGGUCUGGCGUUCGGUCCCGGGAUGGAGUCUGUCCUCGUCAGUUCGUCCUGGGACAAGACGUGCCGUGUCUGGAACCUGUUUGCCGAGAAAGGCGGCGGCCGAGAGGCAAUUCCACUGACGGCAGAUGCGCUGACCGUCGAGUUCCGGCCUGACGGUUGCGAGUUUGCCGUGGCGACCCUAGAUGGCGCCAUUGUGUUCUUUGAGCCGCAGGGAAGCAGCCAAGUGGGAUGCAUUGAAGGCAAACGUGAUUUGACGAGCGGUCGGAGGGACACCGACAUCAUCACGGCGAAGAGGCUGUCUCAGACGCAGGCAUUCACCACCCUCUGCUACUCCGCGGACGGCGAGUGCAUUCUCGCGGCUGGUCGUUCCAAGUUUGUCUGCAUCUACCACGUGCGCGAGCAGCUCCUGCUCAAGAAGUUCGAGGUGACAUGCAACCACUCGCUCGAUGCCGUCGACGACUUCAUCAGCCGCCGGAAGAUCACAGAGUUCGGCAACAUGGCGCUCGUCGAGGAGCGCGCGGCCGCGGAAGACACCGCUCUCUCCCUGCCCGGUGUCAAGAAGGGCGACCUCUCAAGCCGCAGCUUCAAGCCCGAAGUGAGAGUCAGUGCAGUGUCAUUCUCGCCGACGGGGCGGGCAUGGGCCGCUGCGACCACUGAAGGGGUGCUCGUUUACUCCCUUGACAACACUCUUGUUUUUGACCCUUUCGAGCUGGAGCAGGGAGUGACGCCGGCGACGAUACGAGCAGCGGCACGCGAGAAGGACUACGUCCGUGCGGUCGUGGCAGCGUUCCGGCUCAACGAAGAUGAACUGACCACGGAGGUCGUCGAGGGCAUUCCGGUCAAUGAGAUCGACCUCGUGUGCCGGUCACUGCCGCAGAUCUACGUCGAGAAGCUGCUCAACUUUGUGGGCGCGAAACUCGAGUCCACAACGCAUGUGCACUUUUAUGUCACGUGGGUCGUGACACUGCUGAAAGGUCACGGCGAGGCGUUGAAGGAGAGGUCACGAAACAUCAUGGCGACGUUGAGGACAGUGACAAAGAACGUGGGGCUGAGGCAUACAGAGCUGUCAAAAGUUUGCGAUCACAACAAGUAUCUGUUGAGAUAUAUCGAGACACUUCGCAAGUUCAAAGAAACGGAGGGGCCGGAGGAAAGAAUGUCCGAGGGAGGUAGUGGGGACGACGACCUCGAUUCUCAAAUAGACAGUGAAGACGAACUGAUGGUGUCAUGAGCGGGUUUCUGGGAGAAAUUUGUGCAUUGUAAAUAAAUGUUUCACAAUCGCAGGAUUACAAA